AUGAAUGAGAAUAAUGAAAAUAACAGCGAUCUGAAAGAACACAAGAAGGAAAACACUACAGAAUGCUCUUUAAAUGAUAAAAACAUCAUACCCAUUUGUAUAAAAAAUAUUUUGCAGUGUGCACUUGGGGGGGAGGCUGACAAUGAACAUUUCUUAAAGCGAAAAAAUGAGGAAUUAAACAGUUAUAUAGAAAAGAAUAUUCCAGGUGGGGCUUCCCCCGAGGAGGGGAGCGACUGGGAUAGAUCUGACGAUGGCUUGGAAUUCAUGAACGUUAGCGGCAAUAAUGCAAACGGCAACAUCGACGGGAAUAACUAUCGUGAAGGCCUUUUAAACAGCCCGAGUGAACAGCCAAAUUUGGAGAUGUGUGCAGAUGGGCUAGGCAAAGUUCCCGACGAGGCUGACAACAGGGAGAGCAAUGAAAAGAGGAGGCAUAAAAGAAAAAGGCGCUACAUUGACGUCGACAAAAUGAAUUUUGAUUUCGAAAAGGAGGAUUUUGCUAGUAGUUCCAAUGACGAGUUGGUAAGACGCAAGUAUGUCCAUGCGGAGGAAUACGCCGGCGGGUAUGCCAACGGGUAUGCCAAUGGGUAUGCCAACGAGUAUACCAAUGAAUACACGAAUGAGUUGCCAUGCCAAAAGGACAUUAACAUGAACAGUGAAGUAAUCAGGGGCCUCCUGGAGCCACCUCCAAUCCCGUUUAAUGGUACCUUCCAGAAAUACAAUAAAGAAAUAAGUGAUGUGUACGUGAAACAUAAAAAAAAAACUAGUGGUAAUUUAAACAUCUUCCUAGAGUCGCAACUCCUGUGCAUAGAUGAAGGUGCAUUUGAAAAAGAGAAUAACUUUAUAAAUAACCAUUUUGAUAAUUUUAUUAUGAGAAAAUUAAAUGUUGUAAAUCCCACCAAUGAGCAGGAUGCUAUCAACCAAAAUAAAGAUUUGCAAGAGCUGCUCAAAUAUCUUAUGUCUUGGUACUUCUCUGGAUUUUAUUCCGGGAGAAUGAGCAUGUUGAAAGAGUUACAU
Plasmodium cynomolgi strain B is the source of this 1014-nucleotide messenger RNA. RefSeq lists its product as hypothetical. The transcript has a single exon. NCBI's taxonomy places the organism in Eukaryota, Apicomplexa, Aconoidasida, Haemosporida, Plasmodiidae. The record is from RefSeq and is a predicted model, not a curated record. The annotation marks the transcript as partial.